GCUAUUCAUCAAACACAAAUACGACUGAAGCCACCGAAAAAAAUUAUCACUCCUUAUGGCGGCCGAAUCAGUUUUAUAAUGCCUGGAAAAAAUCGUCUAACAAUUCAUCUUAAAGAUAAGCAAAAGAUUCGCGUCCGAAAGCGUUGGAGUCAGGUGAUGUAUCUGUAUUAUUUGUUGGGCUAUCGGCUAAUGAUGAAAGUGGACGAUGAAAUAAGAAAAGAAAUCAUUUCGCAAAACACAUUUAUUUUAACGCUGGAUGGCGAUGUGGAUUUCUCACCGCAGUGUGUUCAUCUUCUUGUGGAUCUGAUGAAGAAGGAUCGACGCCUUGGUGCUGCGUGUGGCAGAAUUCAUCCACGUGGUUCAGGUAGACAGUUUGAAGUACUGUAUUUCUCUGAAGCGAAAGUCUGA
Molecule: messenger RNA, 408 nt
Organism: Gongylonema pulchrum
Lineage: Eukaryota; Metazoa; Nematoda; Chromadorea; Rhabditida; Gongylonematidae
Source: the annotation of a GenBank genome assembly